AUGGACGCCAAAGUAGUAGAGCAGCCACGGCAGAAGGAUGGGAUGGAGAAGAAGAGGAAGAAUCUUAUUCCUCCGUCGUCGUUGUCAUCACUUCCAAAUGAAAUCCUUUUGAGCUGUUUAGCUCGCAUCUCGAGAUAUCACUACCGCUCCUUCUCUUUAGUCUCCAAGACCCUCCGCUCUCUCAUAUCUUCCCCAGAGCUCUAUCAGUCUCGCUCCUGGAUUGGAAACACAGAGCCUUACCUCUACUUAUGCCAACGCUUACCCCCUUAUGAUCGCUGGUUCCUUGUUGAUCAAACCAUAGUUACCAACGGCCGUAUUAAGGAUGAUGGGUUGAGCUUAUCACCCAUAGCACCUUCUCCCUCUGCUCCAUCCAAGCCGUCCGCUGUAGCCGUAGGUUUCGAAAUCUACCAAAUGGGCGGAACCAUUAACGACGACAAGCGGCCAUCCUCGGCCGUUCAUGUGUUUGAUUGUCGGACUCACACGUGGCGGGAUGCUCCUAACAUGUUGGUGGCAAGGAAACGCGCCAAGUCUGCUUUUAUAGACGGCAAGAUUUUUGUUAUUGGAGGAACAAAGGACUCAAAAUCCUCCUCCAUGAACUUGGCUGAGGUUUACGAUUUAAACUCUCAGACUUGGAAGCCACUGCUUAGCCCUUGUGAUGACGCUAAAGUUCAGCUUCGUAGAGGACAACUUUACGUUAAUAGUAAGCUUAAAACGUGUGAAUAUGAUUCAAAACAAGGAAGAUGGAAGGAUUCUCCAAAGGCGAGUUUGAGCAAAGGACCUUGGUGCAUUAUAGAAAAUUGUGGUAUUUACUGUCCUAGAUUAGCUAACUAUUGUGGGAAACUCGUAAUUCUACGGGAGCUUCUCAUUCCAGUGCAGCCAUGGCAGGGGCAAAUACCUUUCUGCCAAAAAGACAAGAAGAGUAUUUGGUGUGAGGCAAUCACUGAGAAGGCAAUCAUGGAUGGAUGGUGA
Molecule: messenger RNA, 969 nt
Organism: Camelina sativa (false flax)
Lineage: Eukaryota; Viridiplantae; Streptophyta; Magnoliopsida; Brassicales; Brassicaceae
Source: RefSeq, a predicted model, not a curated record